UCACAGCAGCAGACAGGGCAUGAGUGUGAGCUCUGUAAUACCAAUCCCACAUCCAGACCUAUAAACAGAUGAUACUGGCAGACUCCAAAGCUGGAUCUACUGGCAAUCCUUAAAGACUCUGAUUUCCAUUGGGAUUUUUAUUUUUAUUUAAAAAAACAUUUUCCUGUAAGGUACAGCUUGGAAACCUGUGUCUAAAAGAGAAUUGCUGAAAAGCCUGUGUGGAAAAUUACACAAGCACAUGGAGACAAAGGUGACCACCAGUUCUCACAUCAGUACACCGCUCUCCUUUUCAGGAGUUUAAGGAGAAACGAGCGAGGGAAAAGAUCUUCAUGAGCACCAGAAAAUCCAGCGAUAAAACACACUGAGACACAGGCAGCAAAAUGUGGACACAAAACAUGACACGUGUCUCUUUCCUAUAUCUCCUCCAUGUUCUCCUGGUUGGAUGGGGUCAAGCAGCAGAAGACGAUGUCACCCCUCGCCUCAGUUUCUCUUACAAUGCAAACGAGAGGUCGGCCAAGAGAUUUUCACCCGACAGAGUCUUCAAUUACACCUCUCUGCUCCUCAGUAAAGAGGAUAACAUGCUGUACGUUGGAGCUCGAGAGACUCUCUUCGCACUCAAUAUCACCGAUAUCAGCAGAACACAGCUGCAGCGUAAUUUAACAUGGAGAACACCACAGAUAAAGAGAGAAGAGUGCAGUUUCAAAGGGAAAGAUUUACAGACUGACUGCUUCAAUUACAUCAAGAUUUUACUGCGUGUGAACAGCACUCACCUGUACGUUUGUGGAACAUAUGCUUUCAGCCCUAUCUGCGCAUACAUCAACACAUCUGAUUUUUCCCUGGUGCGCAAUGAAAUGGGAGAAAUAGUCAUCGAAGAUGGUCGCAGCCGGUGUCCUUUCAACCCUGAAUACAAGUCUACGGCUAUCAUGGCCGAUGGAGAACUGUAUGCCGGCACAGUCAGUAACUUCCAAGGGAAUGAACCCAUCAUUUACAAGAGCCUUGGCCAGGGUACAGCGUUAAAGACUGAAAACUCACUGAACUGGCUUCAAGACCCUGCUUUUGUGGGCUCAGCUUAUAUUCAGGAGAGUUUGCCCAAAGGCAACAUGGUUGGCGAUGAUGAUAAGAUUUACUUCUUCUUCAGUGAAGCGGGAAAGGAGUUCGAUUUCUUUGACAACACCAUUGUGUCACGCAUCGCUCGUGUUUGUAAGGGUGAUAAAGGUGGAGAGAGGGUCCUUCAGAAGAAAUGGACAACCUUUCUGAAAGCCCAGCUCCUGUGUUCACUGCCUGAUGAUGGGUUCCCUUUCAACAUCAUCCAGGACAUGUUUGUACUGACCCCCAGCAAGGAGGCCUGGAAGAGUACUGUGUUUUAUGGAGUCUUCACCUCACAAUGGUACAAAGGUGCGUCAGACAGCUCAGCUGUAUGUGCAUUCACCAUGGACCAGGUCGAAGAGGCGUUUAAUGGACGUUACCGGGAAGUUAAUCGCGAGACGCAGCAGUGGUACACCUACAACCAUCCGGUACCAGAACCCAGACCUGGAGCGUGCAUCACUAACACGGCCCGCGCCCAAGGGAUCUCCUCCUCCCUGCACAUGCCUGAUAAAGUGUUGAACUUUGUGAAGGACCACUUCCUCAUGGAUAGCAUGAUCCGCAGCCAGCCUCUGCUUCUCAAACGAAACGUGCGCUACACGCAGCUCGCAGUGCACCGAGUACAGGCUCUUCACAAGACAUACGAUGUGCUCUUCAUCGGCACAGAUGAUGGCAAAAUUCACAAAGCCAUCAACGUUAAAGACAAGAUGUAUAUCAUUGAAGAGCUGGUGAUUUUCCCCGAGCCUCAGUCUGUACAGCACAUCGAAUUGGAUGAUGAGAAGGGGCUGUUGUUUGUGUCCAGCUAUUCUGGGCUGGUUGAAAUCCCUCUUGCCAACUGCUCCAACUACCAGAGCUGUGGAGAGUGUUUGCUGUCUAGAGAUCCUUACUGUGCCUGGACAGGGAAGCAGUGUUCAAAUAUCAAACAUGCGCCAACUAAGAGUCACUGGCAACAAGAUGUUGAUAACGCCGACACUGCAGUGUGCAAAAUAACAAUCGCUAACCCCCGUUCUGCAAAACCAACUCCACCACGUGUUCCAUCAUGCCAUGUGGUACAAAUACCAGCCAAUAUAUUUACGGUUCUUCCCUGCAAGCUGCGAUCCAACUUGGCUGAGAGGCGAUGGGAAUACAGUCAUACCGCUGAGCGUUUUGUCUACCCUAGUCCUGACGGCGGGCUGGUGGUUGUAGCCCAAGUGGACAAGGAGGAGAUCUACCAAUGUUGGUCAGAAGAAGGUGGCUACCGACAACUUCUGGCCAAUUAUUGCGUCAAAGUGGAGCACGAAAGCACCACCCUGACUGGACGUUCCCGAAUGCAGCUGGUACCCCAAGGGGAAGCGAUUAUUCUACCCGGGGAAACACGGUCGCCGCAGAAAACCAAAACAUACUGGAAUGAGCUGAUUGUUGUGUGUGCCUUACUCGUGUUCUCCCUGGUGGUCCUUUCGUUGUUCGUGGCGUACAGGAACCGAGGCAGGAUGAAGUCCAUGCUGAAGGAAGGCGAGUGCCCCAACAUGCAACAGAAGAAACCGCGAAUUCCAGGGAAGCACACGGAAAGCCUUCCAUUAAAUGGCAACAACAUCCCACCCUCAGUGUCUGACCACAAGGGCUACCAGACGCUCAAUGAUAACUACAUCUGCAGCACUCCCACCCACGAAUGCUCCUCACCCGAGAACAGCAAGAGCUUCUCCGAAUCCGAAAAGAGACCUUUGAACUUAAAAGAGAGCCACGUUGAGAUCUCGCCGACUUGUCCACGGCCUCGAGUGCGACUGGGCUCGGAGAUCAAAGACUCGAUCGUUUAAUUCUGUUCGGGAUGACUGUUAAAAAAAGUGGCCUCUGAACUGAACAGCACCAAGUGAGGGACAGACUGAAAAUGACUGGAAACGUACCAUCACUGGGUUUUAUUUUGCACUUUGUCUCCUCUCAUUUUGUCUUGGUGAUCUGUUCACAUUUCUCAGUCACUGCCAAGUCUGUGAAACCCCCAGAGCCACGCUGACCGGGACACAAGGCCUAGAGUACACUUUGAAAAAUAAUAAUGGGCAUUGCGAGACAUGCCGAUCUUGCCGUCCCACCCGGUCCGUCCAAAAAUGUCUGGUGGCAUCUGUGUGAAAGCAAUACGAUGCCCUCAGGGUUCACUAACCUGUCAUGCUCCUAUCUCAUCCCUCGGUCUGCCACGUAGAGUUGGUCGUCCUGUGAACGAGAAAACGAA
Molecule: messenger RNA, 3283 nt
Organism: Carassius carassius (crucian carp)
Lineage: Eukaryota; Metazoa; Chordata; Actinopteri; Cypriniformes; Cyprinidae
Product: semaphorin-4B-like
Exons: 15
Coding region: 381-2876 (831 amino acids)
Biological process (GO): semaphorin-plexin signaling pathway; axon guidance; negative chemotaxis
Molecular function (GO): semaphorin receptor binding; chemorepellent activity
Source: RefSeq, a predicted model, not a curated record